CCCCUCAAAUCCCGUUCUGCUUUUGCUCCAUACCCUUCUGCAACUAGAGAGCGGACAUGUUAGCCCUGACAUAACGGGGAUACACGGGUAGUUGGACACUUAGUGCAGGGAUUUUCUGCGUAGGGAAAUCAUGGACGCCGUAAACGCUUUUAACCACGAGCUGUUCUCCUUGAUGGACAUGAAGCCCCCAAUAUCUCGAGCCAAGAUGAUAUCCAUCACCAAGUCAGCCAUCAAAGCUAUGAAGUUAUACAAACACGUGGUCCAGAUUGUUGAGAAGUUCAUUAAAAAGUGUAAGCCGGAGUACAAGGUGGCAGGUCUAUAUGUUGUAGACUCCAUCGUCCGACAGUCCCGUCAUCAGUUUGGCAUGGACAAGGACGUGUUCGGGCCACGGUUCACCAAGAACAUCACGGGAACGUUUGAGAACCUCUGUCUAUGUCCCACUGAAGAACGGAGUAAGAUAGUGCGUGUGUUGAAUCUGUGGCAGAAGAAUGGUGUGUUUAAGAUGGAGAUCAUCCAGCCUCUUCUAGAUAUGGCGACAUCUGGUUCCAGCUGUGUUGCAGACACCGAGAUGGACGACCCAGACCCAGGUUUCCCCUCAUCCCCAUCACCAGUAAAGGGUAAGGUCACCUCAGUAACGGAAAACACUGUUGUGGCGCCUGUCUCUCAGCUUCAGAACUCUGACGCGUUCGCCGCUGUCGCUCAGCUCUUCCAGUCCUCAAAGGGACAACAGCUUCAACAAAUUUUCCAGAACUUUCAACAAAAUCCGUUAAAGCCUCAGACUCAUCCCUUCCCACCCCAGACCCACAGCCACCCUCAUCCUCAACCUCAUCCUCAACCCCAUCCCCAGCCGCAUCUCCAGCCUCAACCCCAUCUCCAGCCUCAACCCCAUCUCCAGCCUCAACCCCAUCUCCAGGCUCAACCUCAUCCACAGCCGCAUCUCCAGGCUCAACCUCAUCCUCAACCCCAUCUCCAGGCUCAACUCCAUCUCCAGCCGCAUCUCCAGGCUCAACCCCAUCCUCAACCCCAGCACCAGGCUCCACCCCAGCACCAGGCUCAACCCCAUCACCAGGCUCAACCCCAGCCUCCUGCCAACCUCCACCACCUCCACUCCCAGCUCCAUCUCCAGUCCCUGACCCCCGCCCUGGGUACGACCGCUCAGCGACUCCCCCUCCCCUCCAGCGAGCUCAGCCAGCAGAAAACAGCGUUUGACAAGGUGGCUACGCUGUUGGACCGUUUUGACUAUGACGAUGAGCCUGAGGGAGCCGACGAAUCAAAGAAGGACCAGACGUCUUUUACCCAGCAGCCUCCAGGUUUUCCCCAGCACUUUCAACAACACAUGAUGGGCAUGGUCCAAGACCUCCCACGCCAGAUAUCUCUGCCUCCUAACGGCCAGCUACAGGGCUAUGGUUUGCUGCCGGGCCAGGCCUACCCAGGAAUGGUGGUUCCUCCAGGUCAGCUCCUCCCUGGUACAGGACCUCCAGGCUUCCCUGGGGGAUACCCUCCAAACAAGGACGCCUUUGGCCAACACGUGGGCCAGCAGGAACAGGAUAUGAAUAUGGACCUGGACCCCCCCUCCAUGAAGGAUGGAAGACACCGACCAGAUGGCAGGAAGUCACCAUCGGGAUCUAGGUCUCCUAAGAGGAGGCGGUCGCGGUCCAUCUCUAGAACACACCGGUCCAGAGACCGCCGCAGACACUCCCCGCGGUCACGCUCCCAGGAACGCAGGGAGAGGGAGAAGGAGAAGGAGAGGGAGAGGGAGAGACGACAGAAAGGACUGCCACAGCCCAAGGCUGACACGCUGAGCGUGUGUAGUACCACUCUGUGGGUGGGUCAGCUAGACAAGAGAACCCAGCAGCAGGAUGUAGCCUGUCUACUGGAGGAGUUUGGACAGAUAGACUCCAUCAAUAUGAUUCCUCCUCGAGGUUGUGCCUACAUCGUCAUGGUCCACAGACAGGAUGCAUUCAGAGCUCUGCAGAAACUCAGCAGAGGAUCCUACAAAGUCAACCAGAAAGCCAUCAAGAUCGCGUGGGCCUUGAAUAAAGGGAUCAAGGCGGAGUUGAAGCUGUACUGGGAUGUGGAGCUGGGCGUUACCUUCAUCCCCUGGUCGAAGAUACGACAGGACCAGCUAGAGGACGUCAGAGAGGGAGGGACGCUGGACCCAGACACACUGGACCCAGAGUGGAGGUGUGUUCAGAACAACCAGGAGACACCAGAGGAGUUCAGACAAAAUGGCCGCUCUGAGCCGUUAGCCACACUGGAGGACGCAGCUGGGACCGCACCUGUAGACGCUCCUGUACAGGUGCAUCCGGUCCAGGUGCAGUCGAUGGGAAGUGUAGGUUCUCUCCAGCAGCACCCCUCCUUCCCCCCUGGGCCUGGCCCUCCUGGUGGUCCCCCCAUGGGCCUGCCUCCCCCUUCCUUCCCCCCUGGUGUCCCGCCCGGUCCUCCUCCCUCCUUCAUGAGACCGGGACCAAGGUUCAACCCCAUGCAGAUGAUGCCACCUGGUUUCCUUCCGCCUGGGUCGAUGCCAUUGGGCCCCUCUGGCCCCCCUCCCUCAGCAGCAGGGGGUGUAGGGGUAGUUGAACUGUCUCUGGAUCCAGCCGGCCUGGGUAACCAGGUGCCUGGUCCUCCAGGGGGCUCACCAGGCGGUCCCAUCCCGCUGUCUGGAGGUCUUCUUGGGGCUCGCCCCGGCAUGAUCCCCCUCCAGCGCCCCCCAGUCCACUCUCCUGGUCCGGUCCUCCCCCCACCUCACAUGCAGCGCUUCCCUCCUCCCCACGGUGGCCCACAUGGCCCCCACCCCCCUCGGGGCCCUCCCCACCACAACAUGCCACCCCAGAUGAUGCCACCCAACAGGGGCCCCCACCCUCACAUGAUCCACCACGAUGGCCCCCCUCUGCCGCCCGGGGGCCCACGUGGGUUUGGGAUGGGCAUGCCCCCUUCCCAUCCCAUGAGGGGUCCCUUCCCUCCCCACGGGCCCCCCCCUGGGGGGCCCCCACCACCCUUCAUGAGGGGGGGCCCUCGAGGGCCAGAUGGGCCGGAGGAGAUUGAGGGGAGGGGGCCCUUCAGGGGGGAGAGACCUGGGUUUAGGGACAGGGAUCCAGACAGGGAGAGAGAGAGGGACUGGGAGAGGGAUAGGGAGAGGUUUGGUGGAGGGGGGAGGCGG
Oncorhynchus keta (chum salmon) is the source of this 3160-nucleotide messenger RNA. RefSeq names its product SR-related CTD-associated factor 4a (gene scaf4a). The record is from RefSeq and is a predicted model, not a curated record. Lineage: Eukaryota; Metazoa; Chordata; Actinopteri; Salmoniformes; Salmonidae. The annotation marks the transcript as partial. Gene Ontology annotation, cellular component: nucleus. The transcript is spliced from 19 exons. Gene Ontology annotation, biological process: negative regulation of termination of RNA polymerase II transcription, poly(A)-coupled. Gene Ontology annotation, molecular function: RNA polymerase II C-terminal domain phosphoserine binding; RNA binding.